GAUUGAAAUGUAGUUGGUAUAUUAAUAAAAUGCAAUGAUCGAAAGUAUUUAUGUACCAGCCUACAUAACAAUUUAAUGCUUUGUAUUUAUUUGCAAUUUACCCGAUAUCAGAUUGGUGAUACGGGUCAUUAUAGAAUUAAAAUUGAUAACAUUAUCGGUGAUAGUGUAGUCGAUAUCGUUUUAUUCUGCUUCUGGCAUAAGUUAUUGUUACGACCUUUUUGCUGUAGUGAGUUUAUUGUAGUUUAAAAUGUCGGUACGUGAGUUGAACCCGGAACUGGCAGCGGUUGCACAGGGGGAGUUGAACGAAGAUCCAAAGAGGGUGAAAGAGGAUCUGCAACAUCUUAAAGACUGGCUGGCUAAGCAGCCACACUUAAACGCCAGGAUAGACGAUCAAUGGUUGAUAGCUUUUCUCCGAGGAUGCAAGUUUAGUUUAGAGCGUACUAAAGAAAAACUGGAUCUCUAUUAUGCGAUUCGCAAAACGGCUCCAGAUCUAUACAGGCUCCAUCACAAAGAUCCACUUUUUAAUGAAAUCCUUGAACUGGGGAGUUACUUAAUUUUGCCCAAAGCACCUGGACCAAAGUCCCCUAAAAUCUGCAUAAUCAGCCCUGGAAGAUAUGAUGCGGAUAAAUAUUCUAUUAGCGACGUUUUAUCUGUAUCCUAUGUGUUAAUCAAAAUACUUUUGUUCGAAGACGACCAUUUGGUUGUCACGGGAUUACAAACAAUACUAGACUUGGAAGGAGUUACGAUGGCACACUUUUUCCAAAUGACUCCUCUGCAAAUGAAGAAAAUGGUGGUGUCGGGUCAGGAUGCUCUUCCUUUGCGAAUGAAAGGGACGCACUACUUAAACACUCCUGCAGGGUUCGAGACAAUAUUUAACGCUAUCAAAGGUUUGCUCAAUGAGAAGAAUAAGAAACGACUGUAUGUCCAUAACAAAAAUUAUGAUGAAAUGUACAAAAGUAUCCCGAGGGAGGUUUUACCUAAAGAGUACGGGGGUGAUGCAGGGACCAUACAAGAAAUUGUCGAUUACUGGAAGAAGAAAGUAGAGGAGUACAGCGAUUGGUUGGAAGAGGACUUGAAGUACGGCACUGACGAGUCCAAGAGGCCAGGCAAGCCUAGGACGGCAGAGAGCAUGUUCGGCGUCGAGGGGUCCUUCAGGCAGCUCGAAUUUGACUAGAACAAUGAUCAAUGUAUGAUUAAUACCUAGAGCUUAGUCAUUUAUUUCGUUUAAGUAGAUAAUGGGGGUGAAGGUCGCGGGAAUAGGCUGGAUGUGGGCAGAGCAGGACCGGUCGUUAUAAAAAUCUUUGGGGGGGCCUUUGUCCAGUAGUGGACGUCAUUUGGCUGAAAUUAACGAACGAAGUAGAUAAUAAAAUAAUUUAUAGACCACACAGUAUGCAAAAUACCAGUCACAUCAGCUAUGAAUCUAACAGUUAUUGUGCAGAUAUAAAAUAUUUGAAUUUUGUAAUUUCAGUGUUAAAGUUAAGCAUAGCUAAAUGAGCAGUCAUCGCUAUUGAUGAGUUGAGUAUUUAACUAGUUAUAACUUUUGGUUGAACUACAAAUAUAAUUUUAUUUGAGUCAAGUGAUAAGUAGCUUUACACCCACCUUACCUCUGUGAAUAGUCAUUCGGUUUCAUAGAAAAUUAUAAUAUUAUGAUGUUUGAAUUUUCAAGAUCGUAGGAAAAACGUUGAUAUCUAUGAUAAGAAUUUUAGUUUAAACAUUGAAUAGGUAAUCGAAUUCCUAGUACUAAUUUUUUCUAGUUCAAGGUAUUAAUAUAUUAUGUAUGAACCUUAGAUUAAUAAAACCUAGAUAGAUAGUCAGUGCACGAAAGGUGAGGCAGAUUUUAGUAAGCCAGAAUGGCUUACUCGUAAACGUCACAUGAACUGUCAAAGUGAAAAAUUGGUAAACACGUCCGACGACUUUUAAUUAAUUAAGACGGUUUGUGCUGUGAAAGGGUGUCUAAAUACAUCAGAAAAACUAAAGAAAGUGACCAGUGUUACAUUUCAUAAGUAAGUACUACGAUUCGACGCGUAUUUUGCUUGAAUUUGGCUUUCAAAAAUUAAAUACGGGAAUGAUACCAGUAACAAGAAAAUUUAUUUCCCAAUUGUUCGCCGUACAAAUACACUUCCUUUUUUAUGAAAUCGAGACUUUUCAGUCGAUUUAUCUUAUUGUAAUUAGGUAGGUACUUUGAAUUCAAUAAAUAAGUAAGUACAUGAUGCGUUUUGUUUUUGUUAGUUAUAAAAUAAUUAAAAACGUAUUAAAAAUUUCCCUACUUUCGGGAAAAUCGCCUUCACUGUCUACACUCCCCAACAAAAUUGACACUAAUGACAUAAGAUUUUUGCCUCACUCUUGACGAAGCGUUUGUAUGAAGACUAUCCAUCUAGGUUUUAUUAAUCUAAGGUAUGAACAUGAUACAUUGUAUUAAAGGUACUAAGUACCAAACAAUUGUUCUUUUAAUUACCUUUUUUGUCAUCUGUGGGUUUUCACACAACCUCGAGCUUUUGAAUAAUAAAUAAACAACUAAUACAAGAA
Ostrinia nubilalis (European corn borer) is the source of this 2526-nucleotide messenger RNA. Its product is annotated as alpha-tocopherol transfer protein-like. NCBI's taxonomy places the organism in Eukaryota, Metazoa, Arthropoda, Insecta, Lepidoptera, Crambidae. The transcript has 7 exons. The coding region runs from base 248 to 1174 and encodes 308 amino acids. Gene Ontology annotation, cellular component: membrane. The record is from RefSeq and is a predicted model, not a curated record. Gene Ontology annotation, molecular function: phosphatidylinositol bisphosphate binding.